Paramecium tetraurelia is the source of this 6984-nucleotide messenger RNA. RefSeq lists its product as uncharacterized. The record is from RefSeq and is a predicted model, not a curated record. The transcript has 5 exons. Gene Ontology annotation, biological process: phosphatidylinositol phosphate biosynthetic process; phosphatidylinositol-mediated signaling. NCBI's taxonomy places the organism in Eukaryota, Ciliophora, Oligohymenophorea, Peniculida, Parameciidae. Gene Ontology annotation, molecular function: 1-phosphatidylinositol 4-kinase activity. Gene Ontology annotation, cellular component: plasma membrane; cytoplasm.
AUGUUUAUAACAGAGUUAAGAGAUGUAUAUCAAUAUAUGCAAUCUCAAUAUUUUGUACUCAACAAAGAAACCAUUCUCAGCAUUAGAACAUUAUAGGACAAAUACUUUGAUUAAAAAUUACUUGAAUUAUUGUUACAAAGUGAGGACAUCGUUCGCAAGGAUGUAUUGGAGUAGUUCUAAAGUACUCUACAACAAUUGCAAGAAUGCUAAUUAGGAGGUAACACAUUCAUAAGAAAUGUUCGCACUAUGGUCAAAGUUGUCACACAUUCUAUUGCUAUGCAAAUGUAAUCCAAUGUUGAUAGUUAUGGUUCGAUCAAUCAGAUAUUGAACAUUUCUGAAAUCAAUGGGUAAUAAAUAGCAUCUUAAUCACUAAUUGAAUUAUGUAACAAAUACGUCGCCAAAUUCAUCCAUCUAAGAGUCUAAGGUACCAAUGAAAAUAUACAGAAUAAUAACAGCAUCAUCAUUGAAAAUGUGGCUAAAUCAGUCCAUUAUAAAUUAUUGGAUCCUGCAAUAUGUUAAACAUUCAUGGAUAAUAUUGAGAAUAUCAAAGAGAAGGAUGAAGAAACUUUUAAUAAUUCCUCAAAUUUAGAAUAAAUUUACACCCAGAUUAAGUCUACUUAUAGUUUGAUAAUGAUCAUCAAUUCAAUUACAAUCAAUAACUAAAUCAAAUUGGAAUAACUACAUUAUAUUUCGAAGAUUAGCACCUCUCCCAUCUUUUUGCAAUUCAUCAUUAAACUACUCAAACAACAAAGAGAUGAAUUUGGAGGAUGGCAAUUGGAUCUCAUCCAAAAAAACAAGGUUCAAUCUUUUAUUAAGGAGAUGUUUGAAGUGGUGGCCAACAAUCUACAUAAAGCCAGUAUUCCCUAAAUCUAUGAAUUCUGCUAAGGAUUAAAAUACUUUAAAUACUUGGGCUUUGAUGUCUUGUAUUCAAUUAAUUUCUAUUUUAUAAUGCAUGAAUUACAUUACAACUUUGGUAGUUUCUUGUCUAAAGUACUCAUUUAAAAACAGUAAUUGUAAUAGAUAAUUGAUCAUUAAUUACUCUAAGAACUAUUUCUAAUUGAACAGAAACUGAAUUACAUCUUAAAAUCCAUUCAACAUGUAUUUGUUUAAUCUUUUUAUCAUGAAGAAAAUCAAAAUAAAGUGAUGAAUGAAAGAAAGAUUCAUUAAAUUGUAUAGCUCUGGAAUUCCUUUUUUGAAAAUAGAACUGAAUUUGUUCAAUAGGAUUAUUUCAAAUAAAUGUCAUAAUUGAUAAAGCUCAAUUACAAUAGCAACGCAAAAGAGGAACAAUUGUUGAGGAGAAUCUCAUUCUUAAGAUUGGCUAAUACUUUCCUUUUAAGAGACAAGCAACAGGAAGUAUCAUUUAGUAGCAAUGCCAUUAUAGAUUUGGUUCAGCCAAAAUUGAAUCUGUAUUAAAUUAUACAAUAAGUUCUAUUGUAGUAGAAUAAAUAAGAUAAACCAAACAUAAUGGUGAUGUAAUAUAUGAUUAAGAGAUUGUAUCAAUUCUACCUAAAUUUGUUGGCCAAUUUGAAGGAUAAAUAAUUUAGAGAAAAGGCUCUAAAAGAACUAUCAAAAUCAAUUCAAUUAUUUUUCGAUGGAGAUGAUCUCUUCUCUCAGUCAAAAAUUCAAUAGAAUGUUCUAGAUUAUAUUGCUGAUAAGAUCUACACAAAUUAUUUCCUAUGUGAUACAUAAGAACAGGUCUAAUUUUUUAUAGAAAUAAUGACUGUUGUGAACUAACAAUUAUUGAAAAUUGAAGAAGAAUUCUUGACUCAAGUAGAGUAAUGUAAAGGUACAUAGGAAGGGAUGCGAUCGUUGUCUCUAUUCAGAUAAUUGGUUUAGAAAGCACAAGGUUAGAAUUACCAAAAUUUAUCAAUUGGAUCAAUUCUUGAGAAGAAAGUGAUAGAUUAUAAAAGGGUAUUCCAAAUAAUACCUUUGUUAUCUAAAUGCAGUCAGAUAUUCAAUGACUCAUCGUAGGUUAUUGCUUAAAGAUUAAAGGCUUAAUAAUUAAUAUCAGAAUUUUGGAUUUAUAUUACUUUGAAUAACCCCUCUUUUUUCUUAUCAAAGAAGGACGGGUAGAAAGAAUAACUCACAAAUGAGGAGGGUAAGCUCUUGAAUGAAUAAAUCUAACCACUUAGGGAAUUGUAUAAAACAAUGUGGUUGCCCUUAAAUUUGAUUGCAUUCCAAACUCCAAAUCUAUUAGCAGGUUCAAAAACGUCUUUGCUUGAUUUAAAGAUUAUUAUGAAAUUAGUUGAAAACAAAGACACUUUCACAUACAAUUUCUUUUAUUUUAAUAGUUUGGCAAGACAGAUGAAGAUCCUAUUCAGGAUUAAGAAAAAGGAGUUGAAGGAUAAACAUUUAGAACCUCAAGAUCUAGUGUAUAUUGUGACCUUGAAUGAUAUACUUUAGAGAUGCUAAGCUAAUAUCAUUCAAGACAUCAAGUAAUUGUAGAAAUAACAGUACUCUUAUAUUAUGAAGUUGUUCAACUUUUUAAAGCAAACCAAUGAUGAAGAGGAAUUAUUAUAAAAUAAGGAAAUCAAUGGAAUCAAGUUGACACAUUAACAAUUGCGGAAUUAAUUAAAUAAAUAGGUUAAAUUCCAGUCUCUUUUGAAGGAAUCAAUCACAAGGGCUGCAGUUCAAUACAAUUCAUUUCUAUUAAAUAGCAAAGGAACCUUAACAAAGGAAAUCAUAUGCAAAGAUUUUGUGUACCUGUUAUAACAAUCAUGUUCAAUAGAGAAGACCUUAUCUGAAUAUGCAAGUGAUAUGGUAAUUGAUUUUAUCCGUAAUUUCCCAUUUGUUUGUUUUUCUCCGGAGGUGAUCAAAGUAUGUUCAUAUUUAUUGACUGUGAUAUCAUAGAAGAUUGGAAGAGAAUAUGACUCAAAGUCUAAAUAGGUGUUUAAUGAUUAGAAAGUGAUGUUGAAUACGGAUUAGAAAAUACUGACUUAGAACAUAGUGUUCUUGAUGAAUUGCAUGCUCAAGUUAAUCUUUAGAGGGUUAUACAUAGACCAUAACUUUGUAAAAGUGUUUUGUUUGCAUUUGAUAAGGUAGGAAACAUCCUUGUUGUCUGAGUUGCCUUUCGGAUAUAAAUUCUUGAAAUUCUUAGUCAAUAGUUUUAAGGUUGAUAAAGAAGCCAUUGAAACAUUCAAGGAUUAAGCGGAUCGAUAUAAUCCUUACUUCUGGUUGGUGAAGGAGGUCGAGUUCGAUACAAGAAUCAGUUCAUCUGACAUGUCAAUGUUUCUAUCAGAUAAGGGGUUGUUGAGAUUGCAAAAGAUUAACAUUGAAUAAAGGAUUCCCUAUGCCAGUGCUCAAGAGAUCCUAAAAUUAAUUAACUAUUCAAUCAAAAAUGAAAUUGAAUUUGAUUUCCAUGCUGAGGAUUUACUAUAAAUAAACUAUGUGUAAGUGUUGAAGGACAUUCAGAAAUGUUGUUAAGAAUUAAAUAUAAUACACUUUAUUUACAACAAUAAAUCGUAAGUGGCUUCAAAGUUGAAGGGACGUAUGUAACAAUUAAGAAUCAAUGUCCGUGAGAGUAAUUACAAAAAGGCAAAGCAAGAAAUUGUGAGAGAGAUGUUACAACAUGUCACUUAAUUGAAGAGUGUGAUAAUACAUUCAGGUGCUUAAAUUAAAACUUAGAUCUUAACUAAACUCUUAGAUAUUUGUAAAUUCUACUUGUAACCAUAAUUAUUAAAAUACAUUUUAAUGAGAUUGAUACCAUUUCUACAUUCAAUCUCUUAGAAUUACUUUGAUUCAACAUUCUUUUUCCUUCUUGGAGAGAUGCUUCAUUAUAUCAUAUAUCAAAUCAAUAAUUUAGGUAACUUGAAGUAUGAUAAAAAAAUAAGUUCUUAGGAUAUAUUUUAAAUUAAGAUCAACUAUUUUAACCAGCUCUAAGACUUGGAAGCUGAGGAAUUCACUGAUUUCUAUUUAAACAAACUGGAAGAACCCUACAUUAAUUUUAUCAAUUUGGCUUAGAUUGGAUAUUACGAAAUCAGGUGGUAAUGCUUAUGCAAAUUACAUCUGAUUCUCAUAAGAUUCUUAAAUGAUAACAUGUAAAUUCAUUUAGUCAAAAAUGUUAAAUUAUCAAUUAUUGCUAAUAUUUUGAAACAUAACUUUAUGACUGAUCGUAAAUUGGUAGAAUUUAUACCAUUAGAGAAUGUGUGUCAAGUACUGAAGGGAUCUAUUGAGAUCAUUCAAUUAAUGAAGGAGUUUAAGGAGAAAUUCAAGGACACUUAGGAUUAUGAAGUGAAAAUUGGAUAGAAUAAUUAAUUGCAUUCUAUGUUGAUGUAAUAAAAUCUGGCUGUUAAAUUUAACAUUGAAUCCUUCUAUUACAAGACUCUGAAAUUUGGAUUGAGUCAUUUUGCUAAGAAUAUCAACUUAUAUCAUGAACCACUCUUCAUUUAAUGUCAGAAUCAAUCUAGAUUGAUUAAAAGAUAUUAGUUAUAUUGUAUUGUGUGUAAAUACUUGGCAAAAGACAAGUUGAAUGAAUUGAAUGAGGAUUCAAAAAUACCCAAGAUGAAGAGAGUCAAAAAAAGAUUCAAUUCUGUCAUUUUUAAGAGUCAUCGAUAGAUUAAGAUGACUACCAAUCCCAAGGAAGGGUAAGCUAGAGCAUCUAUUUUGAUGUAAGGAAAUACAUCCUAGAUAUAUCGAAAAUUGCAAGCAGAAAUUGCAUACAAUGGACAACAGACUUAUGCCAUCUCACUUCAAAAGUUGUAGGAACAAAGACCAUUAGAAGUUAGACCUUAUUAUUUGAGGAAGGCCUUGUAUUUCCUAUUGUGUGAUGAGAUUGAUAAGAUCAAGGCUUUUGCAUCACGUUUAUAAGAUGAAUUGUAGACUGACUAUAGUUUGAUGACUCAAAAUAAGUUGAGUGACAAUUUCAUUCAAUAGAUAUUAAAUGAAAUUCCAGACAAGAAUUUAAAUUUGGCUUACUACAUAUUGAAAAAACUAUAUCCCAUAAUGUAGACAGAACUAUAAUUGAAUGAUGUCCUAUACAAGUUUCUUGGACACAAGAUCUCAUCCAACAUUCAGAAUUACUAUGAUUGUUCCCAUUUCUUUGACAUCAUUGUCACUCACAAUAUGUCGUAGAUAGAGAAUUACACCAAAAUACUGUUGUAUUGGAAACCACCUCAUAUAUAAUUACUCUUAAAAUACAUCACAGAUCAAUUUGAAAACUAUCCUGAUGUCCAAUUGUGUUUCUCUAAGAUCAUGAAGAGAUUACACAGCGAAUAGAUUAUAUUUUAUCUGUCACAGAUCUUACAAUCCCUAGCCAGUAAAUCUGGAUAGUUGAUAAAGACAUUCCUCAUAGAGUAUGCUCAGUAAUCAGUCUUAUUUGCACAUCAACUUUUGUGGUUAGCAAGGGUGGAGAGCAAGAUAGAUGUUGAUCAUAAGAGACCUCCUUCGCCUAAGAAUAAGGGUCAACAUUAAAAUAUAUUAAGAACACCUGAAUAUUAAUAAUUUGUAAGGGACUUGUUGAAUCAAGGUCGGAUCCAAAGGAAAUAGUAUCAAAUAAGUAAGGUGGCACCAUUCAUCAUAUCUAAAAUCAUACGGAAUAUGGAUUCUGAAUAGACAUCCUUCUUUAAGAAGGUGGAUACAUUCUAUGAGAGUGUGACUGCAAUCUCUGGGUAAUUGAGACCUCAGAUGAGUAAGCCUGAGAAGAGAGAUAUAAUUGCUAAGAAACUUAGAGAAAUAGUAUUAACGUAGGAUAUUUAUAUGCCAACUAACCCUAGAUAUCAAAUAACUUCAAUUAAAUUAGAUUCAGGAACACCUAUGCAGAGUGCAGCUAAGUGUCCAAUUUUGGUUAGUUUCCUUUGUAGGAAAUAUGAGGGGCCUGAUAAAUAUUUUGAAAGGAAGUUGAAGGAGAAAAGGGAGUUUGGUAAGGCUUUGGAAAUUGAAUUGACUAAAUAAUUAAAGGAAGAGGAUAUCUAAAAGAUGUUGAUCAUCUUUGAGUAAGAUCCUUUACCUGAUGAUGAAGAGAAAGGAUAAUUGUUCAUAAAUGAGUUGGUGAGACCAUUAAGAAGCAAUGGACAAAUUUAAAUAAUGAGUCAAAGUAUGCAAUCCAAUUACAAGGAUUCUCGCAUUCACAAGUAAUCACAAUCCUUUGAAAAACACAGUUUCAAAUAACCUACUCCCAGAGGAAGUCUUAAGAAACAAACAACCAAUUAUAACAAUGCUGAUUAACAACAGGAAAUCAAGUCAUGCAUCUUCAAAGUAUUUGAUGAUAUCAGACAAGACAACUUGGCCUUAUAAAUAAUCAGUAUGUUUAAGGGUGUGUUUGAAAGGUGUGGAUUGGAUUUACAUGUCUUCCCUUAUAAGACCAUUUCUAAUCGAACAGGUAAAUCUCUGAAUGUUGGAGGAAUCAUUGAAGUUGUACCUAAUACUAUCUCUAGAGAUCAACUAGGUAAGACCAAUCGAUGUACUUUAUAUGAGUAUUUCAUUAAUAAGUUUGGUGCAGAAGACUCAUUAUAAUUUCAAAUAGCAAGAGAGAACUUCAUUAAGAGUUAAGCCGCUUACAGUAUUAUCAGUUAUAUCUUGCAAAUCAAGGAUAGACACAAUGGCAACAUUUUGAUCAGCGAUAAGGGACACUUGAUACACAUAGAUUUUGGAUUCAUCUUCGAUAUUAGUCCUGGAGGUAAUCUUAAAUUUGAAUCUGCCAAUUUCAAAUUGACCAAGGAGAUGAGUCAAAUUAUGGGUGGAGAGGUAUCCAAUAACAUGUUAUCUUAUUAGGCGUUUAAUUAUUAUGUGGAUCUAACAGUGAGAGCCUUCUUAGCCAUUCGCCAUUACUAUGAGCAUUUCUAUUAUUUGGUGACUCUGAUGACUAACUCUGGGUUGGGAUGUUUUAUGAAGGAUUCAAUGAAGAAUUUCACAGAGAGAUUUCAACUAAAGAAGAAUGACCUGGCUGCUGCGAAGUAUAUGUAGAGUAUCAUAGAGGAUGCGAAUGAUAAAAUAACGACAAGAUGGUAUGACAACAUUUAGUACUAUUAAAAUGGGAUAUCAAGAUGA